UUUUAAUCUGCGGAGUUUGAAUUCUGGGAUACGUCAAGGGCGUGUUUACGUCCCAAGCAUGACGCAACCCCCAACUCAAGAAAAGCUAACACGUAUCGCCAUCGUCAGCAGUGACAAAUGCAAACCGAAAAAGUGUCGUCAAGAGUGUAAAAGAUCAUGUCCUGUUGUGCGCAUGGGUAAACGAUUGUUGUGGUAAUGUAAUUCUUGAAGGUAAACUGUGCAUUGAGGUCACACCAAACGACAAGAUCGCAUUUUUAUCAGAAGAAUUGUGCAUCGGGUGCGGCAUUUGUAGCAAAAAAUGCCCUUUUGAAGCCAUCUCUAUUAUAAAUCUUCCUAGUAAUUUGGAAAAGGAGGUUACCCAUCGUUAUGGUCCGAACUCAUUUAAGCUACAUCGUCUGCCUAUGCCGCGCCCCGGUGAGGUUCUGGGAUUAGUUGGAACCAACGGUAUCGGAAAGUCCAGUGCUUUAAAAAUACUUGCCGGUAAACUUAAACCCAAUCUUGGCCGGUUCAAGAAUCCACCGGAUUGGACUGAAAUAUUAACGUAUUUCCGUGGUUCGGAACUACAGAAUUAUUUCACAAAAAUCUUAGAGGACAAUUUGAAAGCUGUUAUUAAGCCACAAUAUGUUGAUCAAAUCCCUAAAAUCGUAUCUGGUGAGGUUAAAACCUUACUUAAUCGAAAGGACGAUAGAGGCAACCAAGAUCACGUUUUAGAAAUGCUUGAUCUUCAAGUAGUCACUGAACGUAUGGUAGGCGAUCUAUCUGGUGGUGAACUUCAAAGAUUUGCUUGUGGAAUGGUUUGUGUCCAAAAAGCUGAUAUAUAUAUGUUUGAUGAGCCUAGUUCUUACCUGGAUGUCAAGCAGCGUUUAAAAACAGCUAUAGCUAUACGUGAACUACUGGAGGGUACAAAUUAUGUUAUUGUUGUGGAGCAUGAUUUAUCUGUUUUGGAUUACUUGUCUGACUUCAUAUGCUGUCUUUAUGGUGUCCCAGGUGCUUAUGGGGUAGUCACUAUGCCUUUUUCCGUUCGUGAAGGAAUAAAUAUAUUUUUGGAUGGUGUGGUCCCUACGGAAAAUUUGCGUUUUCGAGAAACACCACUGGUUUUCAAGGUGUCCGAAACCGGUAAUGAAGAAGAAUUAAAACGUACAGCUCGUUACGAUUAUCCAACCAUGUAUAAAAGUUUGGGUUCAUUCGAAUUGACAGUGGAGGCUGGAUCAUUUACUGAUUCUGAAAUUAUUGUAAUGCUUGGUGAGAAUGGCACUGGUAAAACUACAUUUAUUCGCAUGUUGGCUGGUAAUCUGAAACCUGAUGGUGAUGAAAAGUGUCCAGUUUUACAUGUAUCAUAUAAACCGCAAAAAAUUAGUCCAAAAUCAGAGAAAACAGUCCAAAAUUUACUUUUGGAAAAAAUCCGUGAUUCAUUUACACAUCCACAAUUUUCAACAGAUGUGCUUAAGCCAUUACAAAUGGAACGACUUUAUGAUCAGCAAGUAAUGAACUUAUCUGGUGGUGAAUUGCAACGACUAGCUAUUACAUUGUGCCUUGGCCAACCAGCUGAUGUUUAUCUAAUUGAUGAGCCAUCAGCUUAUUUAGAUUCAGAACAGCGUUUACAUGCCGCAAAAGUUAUUAAACGAUUUAUACUGCAUGCUAAAAAGACAGCUUUUGUUGUAGAACAUGAUUUUAUUAUGGCAACAUAUUUAGCCGAUCGAGUUGUUGUAUUUGACGGUCAACCUGGUGUUAAGGCUACAGCAACAACUCCACAAAAUUUAGUUACUGGUAUGAAUAAAUUUUUACAAUCACUUGACAUAACAUUUCGACGCGAUCCAACCAAUGCUAGACCAAGAAUCAACAAGUUGAAUUCGGUCAAAGAUGUUGAACAGAAAAGGAGCGGCAAUUAUUUCUUUCUUGGAGAUUAAAUUUUGUUUAUAGACCUGCCUAUCUUCUCACUUGCAAGUUUUUCAACAAUGCCUGUUGGGUUUUGCUUUUCUGUCAGAAGUCUGUGUAUAUGGUUGGUGUAAUAUGUGUGAUGAUUUAAUUUCUCUGACUAAUCACUUGCCUAUUUAUUGACUGACUAGGUUAUUAAUAUAUGAUACAAUUGUUGGAACAAAGCUUUUUUCAACUCAAAUCUUGUCUUGAGAAGGGCUCUUUUCGGAAAUAUUGAAGUGAGUCUUAAUUUGUUACAUCAAUUUUAGAACUAUCAGUCACUUAGUUAAAUGGGAAGUGAAACCUGGCAUAUACGUUUAUUAGUUCAAGUUACCACAUCAUAUUAGAUUAUCGGGAUGAAAUAGUCAGCGCAGACCCCAGAGUAUUAAUAGUAUUAGUAAUAAUAAGAAAGACUAAAGAUAUACCAUGUGACUCCAAAAGAGUAAAUUGUUGGAAUAAAAAGUAUAGGAUCAUUUCGGAACUUAGAAUCGAGGGGAAUACAGAGUAAAUGGGUCUGUACCAUCAUUACCAAUUCUGAACUAUGUUAUCCGACGUUUUCAACCACUGUCAAAGAUAAUCGCCCAGACUCCAACCAGCUAGUUUGCACCUACACGGCUUAAUCUAACAGUGAGUUCAUGAGGUGAUGAUACGUUUUGUUUUGGUUUCUUCGAACGUUCAGUUAACGUCGUCUAUUGACGUGGUGUUUGAGAAGACACGAUACAUGUCCAACCCACUUCAAUCGAUGAAGAUUCACUACCUCAUCAAACAAGUGUGAUAUCUGAAUUAUUAAAACCAUAGAUCGAGAUACCCCUAUCAUAAUAGAUUGUGACGAAUCAUGGAUGCGUGGGAUAAGUAUUCUCUUUAGUUUUAUGAAAUUAGUUAAUUGACUCUUCCUUUUCAUCAAUAUUUUUAUUUAGAACAAUAUUGUUUUCGAUUAGAUCCUAGUCGAAAACAACGUUGUUCGCUUAUAUAUGUUGUUCUAAAUUUACAAUACGGGAAUAUUCCAAAUAUUCUUAUUGCCAAUAAGUUCUCGAAAUUAUGUAAGAUUCGUUUUGUUCAUUAAGACUAAAUUAGUUAAAAGAAAUCUACAUUUGUUUAUCAUCUAACCCCAAAGUCUCUCAACUACAUGUUAUUAUCUGCCGACAUAUCUAAACUGAAAGUUAAGACGCUUUGGUAACUGAGUGGUAACUUUAACAGUAAAUUCCUAAAUAAUUGAUUAUUUGAAACGUGUUUUACUAUAUACGGAUUAACAAAUUGGAGACUUAAUAAAAACGUACUACGAAAAGCAUUGUGAUAAUCCCUCCAUGGAGCUUAAAAAACAAAAGUUAUAGACUAUUAAUAAUAACCAAAGCACACUAUUCAAGUGGAUAUACCUUUGAUCAUUACAACUUAGAACCAUGUCAACUUGUGUUACUCACAGACGAUUAAUCUCAACCAGAUUAAUUGAUAUGGUGAUUAAGACUAGGAGAUAC
Schistosoma curassoni is the source of this 3386-nucleotide messenger RNA. Lineage: Eukaryota; Metazoa; Platyhelminthes; Trematoda; Strigeidida; Schistosomatidae. The record is from the annotation of a GenBank genome assembly.